CGACAGUAUAUUGUGAUUUGUAUUAUUGCCAUGCCCAUUAUUACUAUCCUUCGCUCCUUCCCUUAACAAGCUUCUCUUUCCUCUGCCUCUUCCUUCCUCCCUCUUUUCCCUUCCAGCCUUCCUUUGGUCCUCCAUCACUGCCUCUCCAUAAAUCCCCGGUCAUCAUAACGUUACCCCUCCCUCAUUGACGACAUAUCCACCGCAUCCCGCAUCUCCCCGCCGAUUUCCCUUCCCGACUCUCAGUGCUCCUCCGCAUCCAUCUCCUCCACCCUUUCGUCCUUCGAGCCGAAAAGGGAAAAGAAGAAUCCACUGGGAGAAUUAAAAAAGAAAGAAGAAGAGAAAUUCCGAAUAUUCGCUUUGAAUUGCUUGUCUGGUGCUAUCCUCUGUUGGUUGUCCUACGGCAGAGUUCACCCAGUCAACCCGUCUACCAAACUACGAAAAUCGAAAGCAUUGAGGACAGCUGAAGACAGCUGAGGCGCCAGUCCAUUCAUCCAGUCGGUCGUCUUCUGCACAGUCUGCGAAGACGAGUCUCGAAACACUCUCCUCGACCUUGUGGCGCUGCCCAGAAACAACGUUGCAGUCGAACCAUCACAUUCGCGCCGUACGACCACGAUCGGGGAAGACGGCGGCCCCGGACCCAAGCCAGGCAUUUGCUUCUGACCCUUGUACAUUCGAAAGUGUGGCUUUACUCGACGAUCAGGAAAUGCCUUCACGGUUAGCGACGCCGGUGCUGACCGUGGACCCGGCUAAGAUCCAGCAAGUGGACACCGCGAACACUCAGAGUCUUCAUGGAAUGUGGCUGGUCUUUUCAAAAUGCGCUUCCUACAUUGAGGAAGGCCGUCGACUAGAAAACCUUAGUUGGCGGCUAUGGACGCGCGAGACCUUCUGCGUGGAACCGCAAAGCUCGUGCGACACCUCCGUUCUGCCAUUACUGCGCUCAGAAUCCAGCGACCCCCCUGAGCUGUCCGCCAGCGUCGAUUCCGCUGCAUCUGACCAGGCAGAGACGAUAGAGGCUCACAUUAAACGCCCUAGGUUCCCUGACUACCGACCGAGUCUAGUCCGCGAUGACUCCCUCCUCAACUGGGGCAAGGAGAAACAUAUCACCUCUUCGGGUUUGGAGCGCAUGGUUCUGAACAUCAAGGAAAAGAAGCAUCUGGAACCUCUGUCUUCGCCGCCUCUAACCACAAUCGCGCCUCCCGCUAUCACGAGCCCUAAACCCACCACACCCACUGCCUCUCCCCCAUCGACGGCCACCGAAAGUUCUAAGACACCGACAUGUCCCGCUGCCGCCACCGCACAGCCACAGCGGUUAGUAGAGUCGUGCUCGACUACGGCUCCGGAGAGCGAAGCAGCCGAGGUAGCGCCAUCGGAUACGAGUGUGUCUUCAUGUGGGGUGCCCCCCUCCCGGUCUGGUCUGUUCAAAUCCCCCAGCGUCGUGCGUGGCUUCUCCCCGUCUCAAGUGUCGUCUUCCUACCGGUCGCAACCCAGACUUGCUCCUGAACCUCGUCCCGCUGAAGCAGCCACUCUCCCCAAGCCGUCGCCCAUGAAGAUGAAGAAGGGCAUGUUUACUUUGGGUGGAUCUUCGGGUGAUGAUGAUGAGAGUUCGUUCGAAGACCGUAUGGCCGUUCAUAACAACUACCGCAAGAGUUCUCUCUCCCAAGAACUGGGCAAGUCUGCACCACGCAAGUCCAUUACACCCUUGAAGACGGCUUCGUUUCGGGAUCAAGUGAUCAAGGAAAGAGCGGGAGAGGAUGAGGAUGCCAUUGUGACCGAUGAUGAUAUCUCCGAAAGUGCAAUUGAGGACGAUGAAGACUCGGACUGGGAGGAUUCCGUGACAGAAAGUGGCCGAUCGAGCGUGGAGGACAGAGACCUCUUCCAGCGCGUGGAUUCCCGUCCUAAUCUCGUGUCACGGCGCUCCCUUCUCACCAUGAUGAUGCAUCAGCCCGCCAAAAUGCAGAUGCAGAUGAACCCCUCCCGAUCCAGCUCGGCACUCCAACGCGCGCGACUCAACGGCCCGUCCGUACCUGUCUCGCCUCCAGAAGACGACGACGAGGAGGAGGAGGAUAGUCUUACGAUGCGCGGCCCGGAUGUUCCGAGGUCGAAGCCGAUUAUCGUGAGACCAAUGCCUACGCAACCCGUUGCCCACUCCCCACGUACUACACGGAGAAACAUGCUGGCUACGGAGUUGACCGAGUCCCUCCGACGGCACCUGUUGUGGGAACGCCAGCAGAAGAGCGCGACGGCGAAUGCGUUCUUGAAAAGGCGCCACACGGCACAUGAUGUUGCGAAUCUCAAUGAGUAUCCGGGACCAGGUGGGCAGAACGGGCAAGCAGCAGCGGAUGCUGCCAACCAGGCCAAGGAUAAGGAUGCGUCCAAGAUCGGUUCGUGGAACAACUAUACUGAUUUCGGGCCGUGGGAGUAUCAUGCAAAGGGGUGGUAGGGAGACAGCGCGUCUGCUGUCCGAAGUUGCAUAGCUGGAGCGGAGAUGUACGAUAAUGACGUAUGCAUUCGUUGGCGCAUUUGGGGAAUUUGGCGGCUACUUGGUGCUUAAUACCUCUUCUGCUACAGCGGUUUUUAUUUAUUGUCUGCUUUGUUUCUUGUCUUACUGCAUUGCGCGGUUGUGUGCUUUGUGUUUUUGCUAUGCAAGCCCGUCGAGGUCAGUCGUUGUUCCGGCGUUAUCUUUACACUGUGCGGCCAGUGUUAUUGUUGUUAUUUCCCUUUUCCUGUGUGUGAUGCUGUCCGCAGUGGUAAUAAUGGACACGAACGUGAUGAAGAAGUGCAUUUUUUCCAUUAUUUUUUUUUUUCCUAAUGGGGUUUUGUUGUUUACCUGGGGGUUUUCGGCAUUACCAUAGAUGGAACCUAAAAGUGCUGCAUCGUCGUGUCUGGGGCAUAUUUAUUUUCUGUUCUUGCUAGAUACCACUAUGAUUUUGUUUUUACUAUUAAGAGAAAAAAUCCGAUCCCAUA
Monascus purpureus is the source of this 2964-nucleotide messenger RNA. Lineage: Eukaryota; Fungi; Ascomycota; Eurotiomycetes; Eurotiales; Aspergillaceae. The record is from the annotation of a GenBank genome assembly.